ACCUACGCGGUUCGGGAACCAGCGGCUAGCGGCGUCCAUGAUGCACCCGUGUGGGACUGUUUAUGCUCGUCGGUGUUCGUCAGCCAUGCCUUGUGAUAUUCCGAUCAUGUUUGCGCCCACAAAUUGAAUGCAGCGUCCUUCGUAGCCUCCCAAGUUUCCCUGGCUCACGAUGGAGAUCAUGCAAGAAGCCGACCAAAGUUUCCGGGAGGACAACAUGUUCUCCCAGGAAGAUUACAACUACAUUUUCAAGGACCUAAACGAGAGCGACAUCUACAACAGCCUUUUGCAGCAGUCUUCCACGCCGGAGUUGAGCCAUGCCUUGGCACCUGACGACAACUUCUGCCUCGAUGAGUUCACCUUCUCCCCCGCCGACAUCAAGAUGGAGCCGUGUUCUCCCGAUUCCUACAGCCAGUCGUCCUGCAACUACCCAGACCCAGACUCCUAUCUCAACAGCAUCAACAUGGGGCAGUGCAGUCCCACCGGCGGCGUUGUGGUCCCGGAGACGCCCCCGGACACACCCCCCACCCAGAGCGGGUCGAGCACCCCGCCUCACCCCCAGGACCCCUUUAGCCCCAGCUUCACCCUCACCAUCACCGCUUCGUCGCCCACGAGGGAAGGAGGAACGGCCCCCUUCGCACCGGCGCCCUCGAUGUCGCCGCUGGGGCCUGUGCACCGCAGCGGCGUCGGCAAUCCCGGCCAUGCCACCGUGGUCGAGACAGUUCCGGCCACGGCGCCCACGCCGCAGACGCUGAUGCUGACAGCAGAAGAGUUUGCACGCCUGACGUCCCAGGGGGUGCUGACCAUUAAGACGAAUGCGGCAGCGACGACGCCCGUGGCACCCAAGACGGUGUCACCCCAGUCACGCCAGCCGGUGCUCAAGGCUCCCCUUAAGAUGGCCGCCGCACCUGUGGGCGCUCUCAUUCCCGGUGUCACCAAGGGCCCCUGCCCGACCAUGCCGGUCAUCAAGACUGAGCCGAUGGCCAUGUCCAAGCCAAGCUUUCUCUUCGCAAACGCUGCGGCCAUGCUCAAUCCAUCCAACGAUAACAAGGCAUUGAAGCGGCAGCAGAGGAUGAUAAAGAACAGGGAAUCUGCCUGCCUGUCGCGCAAGAAGAGGAAAGAGUAUCUCCAGAAAUUGGAGCUCGAGGUGCGAGACCUGACCAACGAGAACAGCAGGUUGAGCGAGGAAAACAUCCACCUCCGUCAGCGAGUUUCUCAACUCGAAGCAGAGAUUGCGGUCCACCGGAAGCAGACGACACCAAGCAUAAAGAAGACAACUGCUCUCUUGGCGGUGAUGUUCAUGCUCACGGUCAACGUUGCGCCGUUUAGUGGCCUGUUCCGUAGUUCCAGCAGUGACCUGGGUGCGGGCGUGGCACUUCCCGCCCAGAGAGCCACCUGGGGGCGCCACCUGCUCUGGUCUCAACAACAGGAGCUUGCAGACGACGCUUUUGUGGCAGACCUGGGAUCGGUCGGCGGGGACAUUGCCGGGUCUGCCCCUUCCUCGGCCGAGUUCCUGGGAGCUCUGGACGUCCAGAGACCGCCGAGGAACGGGUCCCUCAAGUGCCCCUCCUACGUGAACCAAACAGAGUCCCUCAGACUGGAGAGCGAGUUGCGCGGCUGGGUACACCAGCUCGAGAGCAUGAACCUGAGACGCAGGGAACAGCGUAAGAAGGCGGCGCCUCCACGGAAGCCGGCACCCCAGAAGCCCCAACGUCUGCAGACGUGGAUUGGAUCGCAGUAUCGCCACAUUUACGAAGACGGGUGGGAAGCCGGCGGCGGCCAGAACUAUUUGCAGCUCUACCAAGCCCUCCGUAGAAGUUACCAAGACCUAUAUGAAGCCAUUCAGCGCAAGGACGACAUGUUUUACUAUGUGUCUUUUUCGGGGGACUACCUCUUGCUGUCGGCAAAUGCGGAAAACCGGACAAGGAUGCCCCGGAUCUCACUAGUAAUGCCAGCGGUGACAUUCAAUGAAUCAAUGGCGCAGUCCAAAGAGCACGUCCCCAUGAUGCAGAUAGAAUGCGAAGUCAUCAACACCAAGAUAACAUACGUCAAGGAGUCAGCCAUUCCGCCGCACCUGAGGGCGGGGCAGCAGGCCCCGAGGAACCUUACACAAGCCGGGGUAGCCCCUCCCAUGCCAGUGCCUGGCGGAAGCAAUAGUACCAAACCCACUGAGCCGAACCAUUUCAUCAAGAUUCCGUCGCGGGAACUUCGUCACCAGCGGGGCCAACCGCGCCAUCUCCAACGGCCGUAGAAAUGGUGUCGUUGGCUUCCUUUUUGUUUGUUUUGGGCACGAGAAGGGGGGGGGGGGGUGCCACUUUUGCCUAACUUAUUAUUCUCAACACUCAUUUUUUGACGGUACGUGUUUCAACACUAAACACUUUUUUUUAUUUUUUUCACGUUGAAAUGGUGCUAUGAUAUUUUCUCUUCCGGGAAGUCGUUUUAACGCUUUUUUUUUUGUCAUUUUUUCUUUGGCCGUUAUUUUGUUUUGAUGUCAUCGUCGCGUUGGUGUUCACCAUUUGGAAUGUGUGUGCAGAAAUCCUUUGGGGAUGCGUUGCUUGUGAAGUGGUGACCGAAGGAACGAUUCGGCCGAAUUUCCGGAAACCUAUGGCAACCGAGCGAGGUGCGCCAUGACGAGACAAGAUGUCGAAUUGCAUCGGUGCAUUGUGUUCUUUCGAUUUGUUUUGUGAUCUCGGACGAAACGUUCAUCUUUUUUUUUUUUAAACUGGAAAAGUUUGCGCUGUAGGUUUACGGUUUCAUUUCGGCAUUAGACUUCUUUGCAAGAUUGGGGAGUCGACAUUUGACAGUUGCUGUGCAACUUGGGUAACAGAUGACACCAAUGUCUUGCCAUUCAAUUCGAUGUGCAACGUCCAGCAUCGGUGUUUUGUUAUUGGAAGCAUUAUUUCUGUCUUGUUUUCAAGUGACAGGUAGCUUCUGCAUUCUAGAGGCAUCUGUCGGUGGUGGCAGCAUCUUUUUUGACAGCACUGAAACGAAUUGAAUUCCUUCAGGCUGUACCUGUACAUAUGUAUAUAGCGAAACCACAUACUAAUAUCUACAUUUGUUAUCAGUAACUUCUUUUAUUUUGCUUGCAUUAGUGUUGACAUUGGAUGUCUCCACUUGCAUACCUGUGUGGGGUUUGUGGCAGCAAACUCAUUUGUUCAAGCUAGAAGUGUUGUUGACUAUGCAUUUGUGUGGAUGUAUUUGUGUGUGUGUUUGUGUGCGUCUGUAGUGUGGCAUAAGCAUUUAUCAUCCCUGGUCAGUCUAUUUUUUGUGUGCUCGUGCUACGAUUAGGUGCAUUGAUUCUUGGAAAUUUUAGGUAUGAUUUUUGUACCAUGCUCUUGAUAUGUAGGCUUUUGAAGCCAUAAAAUUUGAGGCAUGAGCACAUGAGCACUUCGCAUUCCAAGAGAUUAAAUCAAUUGUGUCACUAUGGCCGUAAACCUUGUUGGCAUAAAACAAUUUAGUAGUAAAAUAUCUAGGUAUGUAAUUAGAAGUAUGAUAUAUCUGGGUUUUGAGGUGGCACGCAGGUUUCGUGGAUACAUUCUUGCACAUUAUCUUGCUAGCCCUUAUUUAUGCAGAAUACUCCUGAAAUCUAAUUUCCUCACGCAAUACCCUUGUCUAGUCCUUCAAUGCCUUAAUUUUUUUUUUUUUUUUUUUUGUGUGUGCAAAUUUUUUUACACGGUAAAUAAAAAUAUUGGAAGUCAUAA
Molecule: messenger RNA, 3698 nt
Organism: Ixodes scapularis (black-legged tick)
Lineage: Eukaryota; Metazoa; Arthropoda; Arachnida; Ixodida; Ixodidae
Gene: Atf6
Product: cyclic AMP-dependent transcription factor ATF-6 alpha
Exons: 13
Coding region: 170-2248 (692 amino acids)
Biological process (GO): endoplasmic reticulum unfolded protein response; regulation of transcription by RNA polymerase II
Cellular component (GO): nucleus
Molecular function (GO): DNA-binding transcription factor activity, RNA polymerase II-specific; RNA polymerase II cis-regulatory region sequence-specific DNA binding
Source: RefSeq, a predicted model, not a curated record